GCAUAACUACACUACACUAUAUAUGAUUGUCAAAGAGAGGAAGACCAUUUGAUACUUGGUGAUGACUGCCUUGUCGUGAGGGAAGAAAGAAUUAUGGCUGGUGGAUCGAGGAGUAGAGUCGAACGAAAUGAAAUGAAUGACAUCAUAGUUAGACAAUUGAAUGAUGCCAUGCCUGAAAUAAUUGCUCAGGUCAUUGCAAAGGUUAAUGCGACCCUCAACAGGAACAAUGAAAAUGGCAAUAAUAACAUCGAUAACAAUGCUCAAGGUUGCAGUUACGAUACUUUUAUGACUUGGGACCCGAAGGAAUAUUAUGGCACGGAAGGUGCUGAAGAACUACUUCUUUGUUUUAUAAGUAUGGAGAUGAAAUUCUACAAUAGUGAGUGUGCUGAAGAGCACAAGGUGGAGUACGCAUCAAAACAGUUUCGGAAGCAAGCAUCGGAGUGGUGGGAUAAUUUGAUCCAGACUCGUGGGCUUACAGCUGCUUAUCGUCUUACAUGGGAUGAACUGAAAGAGUUGUUGAAGAAAGAAUAUUACCCAACAAAGGCCGUACAACAAUUUGAGAGGGAGUUUUUGUACCAUACCAUGAAGGGAACUGAUAUAGAUGCAUACACUAGUCGAUUUUAUAAGCUUUUGUUAUUGGUGCCACAUAUGGCCCAAUCUGAAGAGCGACGAAUAGAGAGCUAUACUUGGGGAUUAGUGCCUGAGAUCAGAAUGUAUCUCAUCAUAGGUAAACACACUACUCUUCAGGAUGCGGUCAACACGGCCAAAUCUAUCAAUGACUUGAUCGGAAUAGAGAAAGAUAAGUACGUUGAAAAGAGGAAGACAGUGAAUCGAUCAAGGAAUAUGGACCACAACAAGAUUAACAAGAAACGGAAAACUUUGAGAACUUAUGGAAUCAUGGCAUCUGGACCGAGGAAGUACAAUGGACCUUACCCAAAGUGUUAUAGGUGUUAUCUACACCACAUAGGUGAUUGCCCACUCUGUGACAAAUGCAAGCAGCCGGGUCAUUUUGCUAAGCGAUGCAAGAAUGAAGCUGUAAAUGAUAGUUUUAGAAAGAAAUGUUUUGGAUGUGGAAGUCAAGAGCAUCUCCAGAAUGUCUGUCCAAGAUUGAAUGGAGCGCUGAACAAUAAUGUUAGGAAUCGGUAAAGGCACCUAUGAUCGGAACAAAAAAGGCGAGGAAUGCCCUAUGUUUUUGCUGUGUUGCAAGCUCCCCUAUGAAUCCCCUCUUACAUAGUUGCAUGGUGGUCACAUGUGCCUGGAAGCAAAGUGGGAGCAACCUUGUGUAUCUUUUUUUGUUUUCAAUCUAUCGUCGUUCUCUAAGUUUAGUAGUAAUAUGUAAUGGUGAAGCUGAAUUCUUACUAGAAAAUUAAGUUGUUUAUUUGGAGACAGUUUUAUCUAUGCUAUAUAUAAUUUGCCUGUUCAUGAUGUCUUUGGUUUAGAUCCAUAUAUCAUGUCAAACCCUUUCAUGCUAUAACCAGUUAACCACCAACUUGGUACUAUGUGUACAAAACACCCAUACUUUACUGCCCCCAAAGGAAGUGUUCAAGUUUCUUUAUUGGCUUCAUUUAUUUGAUAUAGUCAUAUUUAGUCUAUUUGCUGUACAUUUCUCAUAUUUAAUAUACAUACAUAUAUGUAUAAGUCUCAUGGCUCAAGUUGACUCCUCUGUAUCAGCUUUUUUUAGAAUGUGAGCAUUUCUGUAAGUUUAAAAGUCCAGUUGAUAUUUGUGACACCCAUUAACUGCAUGAUUUAUUUGAAAGGAAGUGUAGUGCAAAAUGAAUAACAUGAACCAUUACUCAGCCGGUGAUCUGGUUAUUAUGUGAGCCGAUGGAACCCGCAAAUAGGUGGAAUGGUAAAGCACCUCGAUGAAACCCCCUGUUUCCUUUUUACAUGAUCAAUCCAAUUGUCUCAAUAUUGAAGUGUACCACAGUCCACGAAAUGCUGUUGAAAGCCUCGAUCAAGUGCUCCAACGGAGCAAAUCACUUGCCCUAAAGGUUUGUGUCAUAAUGAGAACAAAAUGAUCAGGUAUUUUGAUGGGGGUAUGUCAGUUUGAGAAUCAGAUUCGGCAAACCGGCAAACGUGGGAGUGGUCAUGUCUUUCCAGAUGUGCGACGGACUACUCCAUCACCGGAGUCUCAAAUAACAACGGUGGCAGCAGCACCGGCAGCUGAAAACCUACAAAGCGCUAAGGUACCGAGUCGACUCAGUAGUAGCUCAAAAUCUCGACGUUCUUUUAAACCAUUAUCUUUUUUUACGAAUUUCACGGGAAAAUCCCGAUCGUCGUCUUCUACGGCCGCCAUUGAAACUAAGCCGAAGGGAACUCGUUUCAAUGAAAAAGAUGCAAAGACAAAAAAGCAGUUAUUCGGUUGCCCCAUUUGUUACGAAAAGUUAAUGUGGAAUGGUGAUCCAGUUUUCUCAGUAGAUUCUAUGCCCAGGUGUAUUUUGAAAUGUAGCACCUGUAACAAGACUUACAGUGGUAAUAAAACACAUCUUGAUCUAACAAUAACCAGUGGCUCCAAGAAAUAUGAUGAAUCCUUCGCAGCUUCGUCUGAGCUUUUUAGGGUGCCCCUUGUAUCAUUUCUGUACGAGAAGGGUUGGCGACAAGCUUUUUCAAUAUGGUGUGGUUUCCCGGGCCCAGAAAAAGAGUUUGAACUGAUGAAAGACUAUCUUAAUCCAGUCAUCGGAGGAAAUAUUAUUGAUGCUAGCUGUGGUAGUGGGAUGUUUUCAAGGCUUUUUGCAAAGAGUGGACUAUUCUCUCUUGUCGUUGCAUUAGAUUUUUCAGAGUCCAUGUUAAAGCAGACCUACAACUACAUCAAUCAGGAUGAAAACAUAUCUAAAGAGAACUUAAUCUUGGUUAGAGCUGAUAUUGCAAGACUUCCAUUUUCUUCAAGUUCUAUGGACGCUGUGCAUGCUGGUGCCGCUCUUCAUUGUUGGCCUUCACCAUCUUCUGGCGUAGCUGAAAUAAGUCGAAUUCUCAGACCCGGAGGAGUUUUUGUUGCUACCACCUAUAUAAUAGAUGGCCCUUUUUCAUAUAUCCCCUUUUUAUAUCCUAUGCGUGAGAAUAUGGGCCAAAUAUCUGGAAGCCACCUUUACUUAUCCGAACGUGAAAUAGAAGAACUGUUCUUAGCUUGUGGACUGGUGGAUUAUACGUUUAUCAGAAAUGGGCGAUUUAUUAUGAUAUGUGCCCGAAAGCCCAACUGAGAAAAUGCUUGAAUAACCCGAUGAAGAUAAAGGUAGCUCUGGCUUCUGUCAUCAUUGUAACAAUUGUAUAUCAUGUUGUAUAUGAAUAUAUUUUACAAUAAAAUGAUUUAUGUAAAAAACCAAUAACACUAGCCAUCA
This is a messenger RNA of Erigeron canadensis, 3335 nucleotides long. RefSeq lists its product as uncharacterized. The record is from RefSeq and is a predicted model, not a curated record. The transcript has 12 exons. Bases 2031 to 3197 code for a protein of 388 amino acids. Lineage: Eukaryota; Viridiplantae; Streptophyta; Magnoliopsida; Asterales; Asteraceae. Gene Ontology annotation, molecular function: S-adenosylmethionine-dependent methyltransferase activity.